Messenger RNA from Gadus chalcogrammus (walleye pollock), 9889 nucleotides. RefSeq names its product peripheral-type benzodiazepine receptor-associated protein 1. Gene Ontology annotation, molecular function: protein binding. The record is from RefSeq and is a predicted model, not a curated record. Gene Ontology annotation, biological process: neuromuscular synaptic transmission. NCBI's taxonomy places the organism in Eukaryota, Metazoa, Chordata, Actinopteri, Gadiformes, Gadidae.
AAUAUGGUCAAGCUGGCUCCCGUCUGAGGACUGACCGGUGGUUUUGGUAGAACCGGAGGAGCCCUCCUCGAGAUGAGGGGGUACCUCCAUGUGUUUCAGUCCAGCGUACCUCUGACAGAUAGGACGUCAUGCAGGUCUCAAUGGGAUUGUACCAUCGACAGCUUCAGCCUGUAGAUUGGGGUCUCGGAGAUAACGUUAGCCCUUAAAGAAAAGUUGAUAACGGCAUCCUCGUCUGACCAUUGCAUGCUGCAUGUUUCAUUUCUUCAUCAUCACACAACUUCAUCCAGUCCGAUCGCUGUUUUCAACUCUGUUACAUGGUUCUGUAGAAUUACCUAAAACUUCUCUUCAUCUAUCGCUUUGUGUGCUGUGAAUCUGUCACCAUGAAGCGAGACAGGGCUAACUCCACCCUAUCACUGUCCUCAAAGAAACAGUCCAGGGACGGGACGAACCGUGACCAAGAGUUAGAGCGGUUACGGGCUGAUCUGGAGGCUGAGCAGAGCCGUAGACAGCGGGCCCUGUGGCGUUUCUCCGGGGAGCUCCGGCACCUUCGGGAGGAGGCCGAGUCUGAGCUUCAAAGGGCCUGCAAGGAGUUGACCUCCAGGCUGGCUAGUCAGAAAGCUACCCUCAGUCCUCCUAACUCCAAGCCCCCUGCCCGACUCAUCCAGAACGCCCCCAUCCAACGGGAUAACGUCGGAGGAGGUCAUGGAAAAGAUGAGCCAAGCAGGAAGGCCGGGUCCUGUCGAGGCACUGGUAAAACCGAUCACAAGCUGCAGCAGCUCCUGCUGAGGUUUUACCAGGAGGUCCACGCGGAGGAGGAAGUCUACGACCCGCGCGACAGGGAGGAGUUUGAGCUGGAUAAGGCCUCCUUCCUCUGCCGUCUGCUAGAGAGCCAGGACAGACCAUCCAAGGGGAGGCAGAGCCACAGAUCUGAAGCGUCUUUAAGAGCUCCGAGUCAGGGGCUCAGAGGCGACCUCCGCCACCACUAUCCUCCUAAGCCUCCUCAGAACUCGCCCAGGUCCUCCACACACAGUCCCCAGAGCGCUUCCCCACCAGCACCCCAGAAGAAGCCCAGGCCGGGGCGGCCGGACGUGCCUUCAGGGUGGGACGCCUUUACGGCCCACCAUGUGUCCACCGUGGUGUUAGGGGACACCUGUUGUAGCAGAGCCCCGGACCCCGGCCCCCCAGACUGCUCUCCUCAUGCGGGUGGUAACCCCCAGCCUUCAAACCACUCCACUGGAUCAGAGGAGGAGUCACCUCCAUACAAAUGGUCAGAGAGAGCCAUGGACCAGAUAGUGAUGUAUGACCUGUGCACUCGACCUGAGCAGCCUAAGCCUGCCACUGAAGACACCCAGAUGGAUGGCCCUGAGGAGGCCGAAGCCCCCGAACCACAGCAGCAGAAGACUGAGGAGCAGGAGCCUGCCCUGGACCGGACACCCCUGGCCACCACCAAACUGGCUCCCACGUCACUGCUAGGGAAACGCCACCACUCUCUCUAUGCAAACCUGAAUGGUUUUGAGCAGGAGGGGAUACGCAAGAACGGAACGGACUAUGGGUUCCUGGUGCGUCAGAACUCGGAGCUCCUGCGUGCACUGGAGGAGCUGGAGAAGACGUGCACGGCCCUGAAGGAUGAGAACGGCCUCCUGCGGAAGAGCAGCGCCCCGGAGACGGAGGAGAAGGUCAGGCGUCUGAGGAGGAAGAACACGGAGCUAGCCGUGCUCGCCAAGCGGCUGGAGGAGCGGGCGCGCAAGCUGCAGGAGGCCAACCUCCGAGUGGUACGCCCCCCGACCUCUCUGAACUCCCCGUACCCCCUCCUGCGCCCGCACGGGGGAGCACUACAAGGGCCUCGCCCGCAACGCGCCCGUGACCCUUGCGCAACACACCACGCCGACACGCUGCUGUCCAAGGACAAGGAGUUCGCCUCGCUGCAGAACGAGUGCCGGGCUCUGGAGGCCCAGCUGGGCGGCACCAAGGGCACCCACCCCGUGUCGUCCGGCGGGUCUGAGUUUGAGCUCCUCCUGCGGGAGUCCCAGAAGGAGGUGCUGCGGCUGCAGAGACAGCUGGCCGUCACCUCCUGCUCCAGGGGGGGGCGGGACCCCAGCACUGCUAGACCUAGACCCCCUGACCCGGACGGCCCCCCGGGCCCCCGAGGACCCCCGGAUCCCGCCGGUCCCAACGGCCUCGAGGGUCACGCCCGUCCCAAUGGCGUUAACGGUCUCCAUGGGGAUCUUGAUGACCCAGGGAGGGCGGGCGAAACCCCCCCCAGGAAGCAGGAUGAGCAGGCUGCCAGUGAGACCCCUGGUGUGGUGGUAGAUGAGGCUCCAGCCAGACGCGAGGAGGCUCCCAGAGAGGAGGAGGAGGAGUCGGGGUCGCCAGUGACGCCCCCCAGGGGCCCGAACCCGCCCCCCGCCCAGCAGGACCACCCGUCAGAGGAGCACCGUCUGCACUGUCUGGAACGAGAGCUGUGCACCAAGAGAAAAGAAUGUGAAAACCUCGAGCAUGAAGUAAAGAAGCGACAGAAGAGAUGUCUGGAUUUGGAGAGCCAGCUCGAGGAUGAGCGAGGCAGACAUGGCUCACUAAAGGAGGAGUCCAAUCUCCUAAGGAGGAAGGCGCAGCUGCUUGACCAGACUCGGGCUGAGAAUGAGGACUUGAGGGAAGACCUCUCGGAAGUGACCGCUCAACGCAAUUCCGUUCUCGAGGAGAACCAGAGACUCCGUGCCAAACUGGAGAACCUAGAGCAGGUCCUAAAGCAUAUGCGAGAGGUCGCCGAGCGAAGACAGCAGCUGGAAUUGGAACAUGAGCAGGCACUGGCAAUCCUCAAGUUCAAACAGGAUGAGAUCAAACGGUUGCAGCGGGCUCAGUUAUUCGCCAAGAGAGAGCAUGAAGGGGUGGUGCACAUGCUGGAGGAGUUGAAGCAGUUUGUGUGGCGGAGAGAGCUGACCAAGGUACGCGACCUGGAGGAGAAAUGCCGCAGCCAGAGCGAGCAGUUUGGCAUGCUGUCCCACGAGCUGGACCAGUUCCGUGUGCAGACCUCCAAGGUGGACCUGGCCAGCACUAGCCUUCUCUCCAGCCCCAACCUCUCGGUUCUGACGAAUGGGGUGGGCCUGCCUACGGAGCGAGACUGCAGUGGCACCUGUGAUCUGGUGCUACUGAGUGACAUAGCCUUCUGGAGCCUAGAGGGAGGGGACUCUCUGUCAACACCUGAAGAUGUGGCGGCCCCCCUGCGCUCCCUGGGGCCCUCGCCCCAUGCCACGGGGUUCAGCCGGGUGGAGCGCGCCCCCGCCACCAAGCACCGCGAGCUGCCCACCAUCAGCGUCAGCAAGUCAGGCUCCACCUCCAGCAGGUCCCCCGAGGCGGCCCACCUCAGCCCCCGCUCCGACGCCCACCUCAGCCCCCACAAGUCCAGCUCGGCGCACGAGGUGGACACGGCCAGCGAGGUGGAGGAGCUGGACGUGGACAUCGCCCCCGCCCCCUACAGCGCCAGCAGGGGAGCCGCCAAGCUGCAGGUCUUCAUUGGCCGAUACAGCUACAACCCCUACGACGGGCCCAACGACAACCCCGAGGUGGAGCUGCCCCUCACGGCCGGGGAGUACAUCUACGUGUACGGUGACAUGGACGACGACGGCUUCUACGAAGGCGAGCUGAUGGACGGGCGGCGGGGGCUGGUCCCCUCCAACUUCGUCGAGCGCGUGUCGGACGACGACGUCAUGGGCUCCCAGCAGCCCGAGACCACGGACCCCGGCUCCCACAACUCCCUGCUGGACGCCAGCCUCCACAGUGCCAGCCCCCAGCACCACCUCCCCCCCCAUCUGCACCACCUCGCCGCGGCGGGCCCCCGCGCCUCCGAGCGCACCGAGGCGGCGGCGCCCCCCGUGCCCGCGCCCAGGACCCUGUCCCCGGCCAUGCCCGCCCCGUCGCCCCCCGUCGUCGCCGCCGCCGCCACCGCCGGCCCCUCCCCCCCGACCCCGCCCCCCCUCACCAACGGCCUGGACCUGGACCUGGACGAGGUGGGGCUGGACGUCGUGCCUUACCCCCGCCGGCUCACCCUCAUCAAGCAGCUGGCCAAGAGCAUCAUCAUCGGCUGGGACCCGCCGCUGGUGGCGGCGGGCUGGGGCGACGUGUGGAGCUACAACGUGUACGUGGACCAGGAGCUGCGGCUCAACGUGCCGUUCGGCGCCCAGACCAAGGCGGUGCUGGAGCGGCUGGACGUGCACCUCAAGGCGUACCGCGUGUCGGUGCAGAGCCUGACGGAGCGCGGGCCCUCGGACCGGCUGGCCUGCAGCCUGCUGGUGGGGCGGGACGUGUGCGUGGCGCCGACGCAGCUGCGCGUGGAGCGCGUCACGGCCACCGCCGCCCAACUCUCCUGGCUGCCCAGCAACAGUAACUAUGUGCACAUCGUGUCCUUGAACGAGGAGGAGUGCGAGCUGGUGAAGGCCGGCUGCUACUCGCUGUGCCUCAGCAACCUCGCGCCCAGCCUGCAGUACUCCGUCAAGGUGGAGGCGCGGCCGCACCGCACGCCCUGGGAGCUGCCCCUGGAGCGGCGCGACCACCGCAGCGCGACCACCGCCUUCUCCACGCUCAUGGCCGGCCCUCCGGACGCCCCCCUGGACGUGCAGCUGGAGCAGGGUCCCUCCCCCGGGAUCGCCCUCAUCAGCUGGCUGCCCGUCACCAUCGACGCCGCCGGGACCUCCAACGGGGUCCGCGUCACCGGUUACACCAUAUAUGCCGACAAGAAGAAGGUGCUGGAGGUGUCGUCCCCCACCGCGGGCAGCGCCCUGCUGGGCCCAUCCCAGAUCCACAGCCUGCAGCUGGCCCAGGAGCUCACCGUGCGCACCACCUCCGCCCACGGCGAGUCCAGCGACUCCCUCGCCGCCCCCGUGCCCGCCAAGCUGGCCGCCAUCAUGGCCGGGCCGCCGCCGCCCGCCCCACCGGCCGCGCCCGCCCUCCCCGACGCCCCCUUCCCCUCCCAGCCCCCCACCGUCCCGUACGGGAACUCUGCUGCCAAAGUGUCGGCGCUGCCCCUCGACACGGCGCCGCUGGACGCCCUCGCCGCGGCACACCUCCUCGCCGCGGGGGACGCCGCCGCCAUCAACGUGACCUCGCCCAGCGCUUUCGUCUCACACCCGGCGGCGUUACCGCCGGCAACGCCGCUGGGUGUGCCCCCAACACCAGCGCCGCUGCCGGUCGCCGCCGCCCCCCCGGCGGCGGUGGCGGCCGUCCUGGUGGACCACCGCCGGGACACCGACAGCCCCGGGACCAUCCGGCCCUUCCCCUCCAUCGCCGAGUUCCUGCAGGAGGAGCCCAGUGCCAAGCUCUGCACCCCGGAGCGCGUCCCCAGCCCCCCCAAGGCCCCGGCGGCCGACCUGCUCAACCCCUGGGCCGCCGCCCCCCCCCUGCGUCCCCGCAGCGCCUCCCCGCUGGAGUCGGAGGCGGAGUCGGAGGCGGAGAACACGCGGCUGGUGUCCAUGGAUGACUUCCUGUCCCAGGGCCAGGACCCCCAGUAUGCCCGGAGGGCCCAGGGCGACUACAUCGCAGACAUCAGCCGCUCGGACCUGUCCGACAUCCUGGAGGAGGAGGAGGAGGACUACUACUCGGACCACCGCGCGGACUCCCACCGGGGCUACGCCGCCAGGCGCCACAAGUCGGACCCCCCCGACAGCGACGAGGAGCCCCCCGAGCGCAUCCUCACCCUCCCCCGCCAGGCCCGCCACAACCCGGACCUCUUCCUCGAGGAAGAGGGCGGGCGCUGCCCCCUCCACCGCCAGCCCCGCCCCCGGGCCACCUUCCCCCACCCCCGCGACGGACAGCACCACCACCACCCUGCGCCCAGAGAGCCUUCGGCCCCCGGCCACGGGGCCCGCUCCCGGGCCCAGCAGCAGCGGGCGCGCUACGCCGACCCGGCGGGCCCCGACGGUUACCCCGACGACGACGGCGAAUCCAGCCUCUACGAGGGGCCCUGCAGCCACCGGGUGUCGGGCCCCGCGGCGCCACCCCCCCAGGCGGCCCCUCGCGCCCGGGAGCAGCCCGGCUCCAAGAUCGGGGGGCUGGGGGACCGGCUCCGGAGGGAGGCCCUGCGCAGGAGCCAGAUGGCGGCGGCGGCGGCGGAGGCGGCGGAGGCGGCGGAGGGGGGGGCGGGGUUAGGGGCGGGGCCCCCGGGGGCCUACAUGGUGAGCAAGACGGUGCGGACGCUGCGCUCGCCGGCGGGGCCCGCGGCGGAGAUCGACCUGGAGUACGGCUCGGAGGACGGCGAGGAGCCCGGGGAGUACGGCCGCGGGGAGGUGGUGGUGGACCAGAUGAGCUCCGAGUGGUGGGUGGAGCCCACGGGGGGGGAGUACGGGAGGCUGCUCCACGACGCCCGGGGGCCCAAGCAGGAGCCGCAGGCCCACCCCGCCGCGGGCCAGCCGCAACGGGAGGCCGAACGGGAUCCGUCCACUGAGGCCAGCCCAGCGCGGGAAGGAGCGACCUCGCAGGCCAGGCCGCCCAGAGGGGCGACGGAGCCCCAGCCCAGCGUCGGGGAGGGCGACGUCCGGAUCUUCGUGGCUCUGUUCCCCUACGACCCCACCUCCAUGUCCCCCAACACGGACGCCUCGGAGGACGAGCUGCCCUUCAGAGAGGGGCAGAUCAUCAAGGUGUACGGGGAGAAGGACGCGGACGGGUUCUACCGGGGGGAGUCGGCCGGUCGCCACGGCUACGUGCCGUGCAACAUGGUGUCAGAGCUGCAGGUGGAGGACGAGGAGACGCGGCAGCAGCUGCUGCAGCAGGGCUUCCUGACCACCCAGGCCUCCAUGGAGAAGAUAGGCUCUCGCUCACAUGCUCCGCCCCCACGCCGCCCUGCCCCGCCGCCCAAACCCAGGCGAUCCAGGAAAGUGGAGUCUGCUGCACUCUGGGAGGAGAGUGUAGACUCCUGCACCCAAAGGUCACACCCGUCCUCCGCCGCCGUAGGCAACCCGGGCCCUGGAGCACGGAGGAUGGUGGCCAUCUUCGACUACGACCCCAGAGAGAGCUCCCCAAACACGGACAUAGAGGCUGAGCUGACCUUCAGCGCCGGGGACACCAUCCACGUGUUCGGGGACAUGGACGACGACGGCUUCUUCUACGGGGACCUGAACGGACACAAAGGCCUGGUGCCCUCCAACUUCCUGCAGGCUCUGCCCGACGAGGACCCCCAGGCACCGCCCCCCCUGGCCCAGCCCGCCCCGGAACCCAAGAGAGACCCCCAGAAGGUGAGCCCGACCAGCGCCGCAGAGCAGCUGGACCCAGAGCCGCCGCCGCCGCCCCACGAGGCCCGAGGCCCCGCGACGGAGCCUCCCUGCCCGGAGCACACGGAACCUGAGGCCGUUGACCCCGCCUCCGACCCCGCCUCCGACCCCGCCUGCGACCCCGCCUGCGACCCCGCCUCCGACCCCGCCUCCGACCCCGCCUCCGACCCGGGGUCCGACCCGGUGUCAGACCCCGGCCUCGGCUCCCCUCCCCCGCCGGAGGCCCAGGCGGACUGCUCCCCCCCAGAGAAGAAGAAGAAGAGCUUCUUCGCCAAGGGGAGGAAGCUCUUCAAACGGCUGGGCUCAGGCAAGAAGGACUAACAGCAAGGGAGGGAGGACCGGUCACAUGACCGCAACGGAGGGGGGGCAGGUCACAUGACCCGCUACGGUCAGGCCACAAAGAAAGCGCUUUUAUUUUGAAAGGACCUUUUUUCUUUCGCCUGGAUUCUCACUCCAGGAGGUCAGAGUUCUCUUUGUCGAUCCAACGCACUGCACUGACCCACAAACUCAGUAUUUUUGGGUUGUAGUUUUAUCUUCAGAUCUACUUUAGCGCACCUGCUGUGGCAGAUAGGAAACCAACAAGGACAAUAAUCCAGCCUGCAUGCAGAGCCGCGGGGGGAGGAGUCCAGAUAGAUGUGUUAGUACAUCUGCAUACAAGCCAGUAGUCCCAUUAUUCUGAGUAUCUUAGAUACGACGUUGCUCUUCAAUUAAGCCCCUUAAAGACUUUCAAACUCAAGAAUCAUAUGCAUACUAAUAUUUAGUUCUCAUUACGAAAUCGAUCACAUAGCUCGCAUCCACGAGUCGUUCCCUGGACAUGCAUGUACGUACACGCAUACGAAAGUCUUUAACUCUAGGGCUUGGGCGAAUAAGUCAACUGUUUAUGACACCCUUCAGUCAAUAGAAGAUUGAAUAUAUCGGGACAGUAUAUUAUUACGGUAUUUUAAAUUAUUCUAAAUGACUAGUGUUGUGGGUAACAUAAGGUUAGCGUAGCUUCACUCACAUGUCAUUUCCUGAGAGGAAGUUGGCAGACAGCUCUGAUCGGGAGACUGAUUCUGCCAUUUAUUUUUUACUUUAUUAUUAUCUUUCAAUCGUAACUCAGUGAUGCUAACUUUUGGUCUGCAGCCCGUCAGCAUGACAUUGAGUUUGUGGAUCUACAAGCGUGCGAGCAACCAGCAAGCUGUUAUAAUCACACGACAUGGCGUAACAUCAUGUCUAAAACGCGUAGAUUUGACAUUUGAAUUAUUCAACAGCUAAUGUUUGAAUAAAAAUGUAAACAGAAAAUGUUAUUCUUAACAUUUACCAGAAUUUAGUAUUCAAUCAAACAGUACAAGUAACAAGAUAGUAGAGACUUGUGAGUGCCAACCAUGCAUAUACAUUCUCCUUUACGAAGCAUACAUACAAAUAUAUGUACAAUUAUUUUGAAAGUAUAAAAAGUAUUCUGAGCCAUUUUCAAACAUUUGCUUAAACCUGGCUGUUGACUGGUAUGGGAUCAUUAUUCUCAUUGCGGUAUUAAGUCACACAGUUUAGCAUUGACUAGGGAGCCUGGUUUUCUGUCUCGACCCGUUUUGCGUUAUGACAUUAUAGAUCAAACCACGGCAUGUAGAAGCUUUGACCUCCAAGUGACGCAAUCGUCCGUCCGUCCGACCAACGAUUAGGCACAUCCGUGUAUAAUAGUUUCAGAUUUUAAGCAGCAAUGCAUGCUCUUAGUCUUAAUUUAGACUACGCUUUUGAAGCUAAUGUGUCGGCUAAGGCUUAGCUUAGCUUUUCAGACGGGUCUUGAACUGUCUUAGCGUUGCUGCUUAUCCCAUGAGCCCCGGGCAACGUAAUAACACCCAGCGAUCGUCUUUGGUAGAAAAAGUGGUUUGUCCCGACACAGGGACGUGAAGUCAUUUUCUCAGGUUUGUGAUUUUAUUUCAACUAUUUUGUGGAUUCUGUGUGCGCCAGUCUGCAGGCCAUAGGGGUCGGAUCAGCGCGUCUCAGAACCACAGAGGAUGCCAAACUCCACGGUGCUGUUAGCCGGUUAGCGUAGCGUGCUAGCAUAGCAUAGCUGGUUAGCCUAGCCGAGAGACGAGACCCAGUGGCGUGGGCGGAACACGGCCCCGAUAGAGGACGGUGAGUCCGUAGUUUGUACAGUUGGACUCAAGUCGCAGUUCGGUAGAAGUAUAGGCCGCACCUGGUCACAAUUCAUUUAGCUCUUUGGUUCACGUGUCAUGACUGUUGUUAGGUUUAGGUUCAGUACAUGUACUGUAAGUCUGUGCUACAUAAAAGGGAGAAGAAUAAAGAGCAGAGAUGCCAAGGAAGAACACGAGGGUAUGGGUGGGGUGGGGGGGGGGGGUUAACAAUGACACUUUAGACUUGGGCUAACAGUUACCGAUAAGAGAGCGAGAAUUGAGGUCUGUGUAUUUAUUUAAUACUUAGUUAUUUAUCGGGUUUUAUGUUCAUGUGGUUGGUUAAGGGGAUGCCUCAAAGUUGCUGAAAUGUACAGGGACAAACAGUUGUACCACUAUUUUGUAUUGGACGGCCUUUAAUGCAAUUCAAGCACUCCCCCCCCUCCCCUCCCUUUUCUCUUCCUCCUGCUUGCUAGCACAUAUGCUAACGCUAACAUAAGGCGGCUACACUGUUAAUGCUCAUCU